Molecule: messenger RNA, 3977 nt
Organism: Oreochromis niloticus (Nile tilapia)
Lineage: Eukaryota; Metazoa; Chordata; Actinopteri; Cichliformes; Cichlidae
Gene: lbhl
Product: LBH regulator of WNT signaling pathway, like
Exons: 4
Coding region: 2613-3050 (145 amino acids)
Biological process (GO): positive regulation of DNA-templated transcription
Cellular component (GO): nucleus
Source: RefSeq, a predicted model, not a curated record
GAAGUGAAGGAAUGCAUAUACAAGUGAAAAAGCCAAGGGUUUAAAAUUGCUUACUUAAUUUUGUCAGAAGCAUGUGUCUAGCAUCUCCCAGUAGAGUUAUUUUAAAAAUUUCACACAUUUUCCAGCCCUUCUGGUUAUUGUUGUAUUAUCGUAGUGUGUUUACCUUACAAUAUAAAGCACCCCGGGGCGAAUGUCGUUGUCAUUUGGUGCUUCAGUACAUAAAGAAAGUUGAACUGAGCUACAAAAAAAAGGAAAAAAAAAAGAAGCUCUAAUAGGGGGGUUUUUUGUAUUGUGAAAGUGUGUGUUGUCACCAAGCAGUUCCACCCUCUCCUCCAAAUUUGGUCACUAGUGUCUAAGAAACAAAGCGAAGCAACAACAAAAAGUUGACAACAAUGAUGAAGUUUAUAAAUAGUAACCCACAAAAUCAGUCACUACAUCUAUUUCUUCAAACAGCCUGUGGUAAGAAUUGCUUUCACACAGACCAGUCAUCAUACAAACACAGAAAACCCAAACUACAUAUUGUUCAUAAUCAAUCCUAUUCAAACCUUCGAGAUUUAUGUCGCACUGGCUUGGUCUUCAUGUUAUUUUGGUCCUCAUCUGUGUGGUACUAACUCUGUGUAAUAUAAAGACAAACCCAGUCAAAAUCUAAUUGACAUUUUGACACUAAUGUCACUAAUCCGAAUUAACCUUGGUUAAGUCAGUCAUCGUCAGGCACACAGAUGGCCCUGAUAUUGUGCGCAGCCAAUUAGCACUGCCAUGUCUUAUCGGACACUUGAAGAAAACAGAGCCAUUAUUACAAUGUUAUUAACCCCUUAUUGCCUAGUGUAACAUAUUUGAUACAUACAGUUUUUAAAAACCUUUUUAAACGUUUCUAUAGACUUUUACAUAAUCAGUGUGACCUUUUACCCCCCAUAAGCACAGAUAAAUUGCAUAAUACAUAUUAAGCAAUAAAUUGCUUAAAAAAUGCCGGAUGUAGCAAAUACGAUUUUUAAAUUGUCAGAAGAUUCAAUAAAUGUUCCAUUUAAAAAAAAAAAGUUGUGCAAAUAUGAAACACAUAAAACUUUUAGACAUUUUAUUUUGCACAACUUAAUCAAAUUAUGGUGUCCUCGGGAUUCCCAUAUAACUGUUUGCCAUUCACCUAGGGACCAUUUUUGACCCGAGGACACCACAAGGGUUACUGUGUGUGUUUUUUUGCAAGCAUAGCAAUGAGGCCCUAAUUCUAAUUGACAGCAGACUUGGAAGCUAUAGUGUACUGUAUUGUUUUCUUUAAGGCUCGGAAAGAGAACUGAUUUACAUUUAAGCAAAGCAAGCAAGCAUGCUAUCCUGUAGAGUUUGAGACCAUUAUAUUAAAGAUAUCCAUUCACUUUGACAUACAGAGCCAAAAAAAGUGAGUGUUUAGAGCAGUCUGAAGCCUGAGUUUUGGCUCCUUUGCCAAGUGUUGACUUCAUUAGCUGUAACCAGCGUGGCCAUGUUCAAUAUGAGCACCCACCACUGCAACAGACAUGAUAUGAAAUAAAGAAAAGCAUGGUGUGUUCAUUUUUAAAACAAAUGAAUCUGAGUUGAAGACGGUAUAACUAACACUUGAGUUAAUAAGGAAAGUACUGUCCUGAUUACGCAGGAGUCUCAGCUGUGACAUCAUGGGUGGUGUUCCCUCAUUUCUUAAACUAAAAAUUCAUCCAGGUUCUAGAGAAGAAGAAGCCUUUCAUGUUGCACAGGCUCCUUUCCUUCCUCGUCCCAUAUUUAUCCUAUUGACUUAGGCUGCAGAGGGGAUUAAACACUGCUGUUACUAGUGCUCUGCCUGUUUUGCAAUACUUGCUGCCUGUUAUAUAUAUAUACACUGUAUCCCCUUCCCACCCCCGAGCCCUUGAUCCCUGGGCUAAUUCCAUGAAUCGUCCAAAUCUAAAUCCACUGAUGGAGCAACGACACACACAGAGUCAUGAUGGUGAAGCAGACAGAAUGGGAGGGAUAGAAAGGAUUUCAUAAUAAAACAUGCAAAUGCAUGUCCAUCUCAUGUGCAGUUGUGCCCAUGGCAAGUUGAUUUAAACAUCCACCAACAGCAUGACCACAGGCCAUCUGUGUGCCCUUUGUAUGUUUCUGUCCAGAUGCACCAGCGACCCAGUGUGCCAACUCAUCAGAGGGGACUGUCAAGCCUGCCUGACGUCACCCAUGCAGCCUCCAUAAUCGAAAGAGACGCUAAUCCUGCUCCUCUCCAAAGCCUGGCAGUGGGGUGGGACAGGGAGGGAUAAUGACAGAGACACGAGGAAGGAAGUCGGAUACGGGAGACGGCGGAGAGCGUGUACGCUUUGGGCAAGCGGACUCAGCACUGAUCUGGACAAGCGAGACACGGGCACUCUCCUGCCUGACUAGUCGAGCCACCUCCUUCACCAUCUGCUAAACACCUGGGAUCCCUGAGAGUUUUGAGCCCUCCCCAUCCAGGUUUCGCCCUGGAGGCUGAAAACCUCAAUGAGGGUCCUGCAGAGGGGGACUGCUAUGGGAGUUGUUCACCUCCCUCUGCACCCCCUCUCGUAUCACCAGCAGAUGAGCCGAGCUUCACCACUGUGACACUGUGCCAAGAUGGAGAGGACAUAUGCCUGACAGCAACUGAUGGAGGUAUGGAGGAGAUGAGUGGUCAGAAUCCAGAAUGUGAAGACAUGCAGAGUAAAGAACAAAGACUGCCAAUCCAGAUCUUUCCUGACCCUGUUGAGGUUGUCCUGGAUCCCGAGACCUCUCUGAACUGCCUGGGUCACGAGCACGAGAAGGAACGUCUACCCUCUAUUGUUGUGGAGCCAACUGAGGUGAGCGAGGUGGAGAGUGGAGAGCUGCGCUGGCCUCCAGAGAACAUGGACAUGGAGGAAGAUGAGGAGGACCUGUUCUUGGAGCAGUGCAUCCCCCCGGCCAACAUUGCAGAUUGGGGAGAAGAGGAGGAGGAAGAGGAGACAUCGGUUAUAUUGAAUCAGCAGCAAGGCUUGACACUCAUUGACCUUCAGUCGGAUGCGUUCAGAGAUGACACUCCUACACUUCCACCCAGCAGUGCUCCAGCCUUCAACUGACCUUACCUCUGAGGACUCACCGUCUCUGAGAAACCAGCGAGGAAGCAUCCCAAUAUGAACUUAUGACAGCAACUGUGACAAAAUUAAACAAAUACUGUACUGAUAAUGUGUUUUACAUGGUAACAACUCCGUGCCAGCUGGGACUUUAAUGUUCGUCUUUAUACCAAUGUGCACAAUAAGAGGUGGACUAUGACAAGACUGCGUGUGCAAUGGAAAACAAACCCACGUUCUUCCAAAGUCAGCAAUUUUUCAAUUUCUAGAGAACAAUUUGCUGACUCUGUGUUUGAUCUUCUUUGUCAUUUCCUGAUUUUGUCAAAAACAGGAAAUCCUGCCACUCAAUUUUCCUCACACGUGUUUAUGUUUAUGCAAAUGUGUUUCUCUGUCUCUUUAAUUAAUUUUUUUGUCUCACAGUCAGUCUUCUUGAGGAUAUUUGCCUAGUCAUACCUUUAGUAUGUAGUAUAUGUUACAGUACUGUAAACUCAGUUGGCUGUUCUCUGGACACACAUGCAGUUCUGCUCUGAUAUGUCUUGAAUGUUUGGAGAAUCACAUAUUAAAAACCUACUUUGCCGUUAAAAUUCAGGCAUGAUAUUGUUUGAUUUAAACUCAUCUAUGAGGCAGCUACAUCCCAAAUCAGAUGCCCAGUUCUCUGACGUGGGAGUGACAGAUGCUCACUGCUGUUGUGUAAUAUCAGCAUUUUCCACAAGGUUGCAGAAAUCACUUUUCAGAAGCAAUGUGAUGCAUGGUGAUCAACACAAAGGGAGCUCGACUUGCUUUCUAUUACCACAGCUGAAAAACUCUAGUUCUUUUACUGUACUAUAGGUUGUGAGUAGGCUAAUUUGUGAAUAAUAUGUAUAUAUGAUAAAGAUGAUGUGUUACUGUAAAAUUAUUGUUUCAAGUUUGACAAUAAAGUCUUUUGUCCCAUUGAAA